CAAGCUGCCCGAAUCUUGCAUAUAUAAUGGCGACCGAAUUAUCGUUGUCGCCGCCAGAAAGUUAUCCUACUCUUGGUUGCAGAGUCGCAGAUAAGCGGGAAAAUGCCGCUGAAGAUUUCCGAUGCCACGAUUGCAAGCUUCGCUGAAGUCUUCGAGGAGUUUCGUUCAGAUGCGCCGAAGAACAAGCUCAAUCUAAUCCUCUUCCUGGUCGACAAAGACCCUGCUACCUCCCUUAGCAUUUGCCCUGACUGCUCCAGGGCUGAGCCUGUGAUCUACAAAAAGCUGGAAUCUGCAUCGGAUGAUAUUGCACUGUUGAGGACUUAUGUAGGAGACAUACCAGCAUGGAAGAACCCUCAGAAUCCAUGGAGGGAGGAUUCAAGGUUCAAGCUCACAUCCGUACCGACAUUGAUCCGUUGGGAGAAAGACACAAUCAAAGGUCGUCUGGAGGACAAUGAAGCCUACAUUGAAGACAAGAUUGAAGCUCUUGUUGCCUGAAAUGAUUGCUGG
This is a messenger RNA of Neltuma alba, 507 nucleotides long. Its product is annotated as thioredoxin-like protein Clot. NCBI's taxonomy places the organism in Eukaryota, Viridiplantae, Streptophyta, Magnoliopsida, Fabales, Fabaceae. The transcript is spliced from 2 exons. The record is from RefSeq and is a predicted model, not a curated record. Bases 103 to 495 code for a protein of 130 amino acids. Gene Ontology annotation, cellular component: cytosol. Gene Ontology annotation, molecular function: protein-disulfide reductase [NAD(P)H] activity.